AGGCAGUAAUCAACCUGCACGAAACAACAGUCAUUGUUCGCAAGUCGCCGCGUUCGGGUUGUUGGUAUUCUCAAAACAUGAUUGAACCCAUCCAGGCAAUAACAACCAUCCUGAUUCUGGUCCUGUGUCAGGAUGUAGACGGCGCUGCGCUCAUCCAACGGCAGGAUCCUCCCGAUACGGUCAUCAACCUGCAGGGCCUAGGCUUGAUACGGGGAGGAUUGGGCCAGACAGCGCGCACCAACCAAACGAUCAUCCAAUUUUACAACAUCCCAUAUGCGGAGGCUCCGAUUGGGACGCGGAGGUUCAAGGCCCCGGUGAAGAUAGCGGCAUGGAACGAGGUACGCGACGUUAGCGAACCAGGUAAGGAGUGUCCCCAGCCGGUCGAGGGGAUGAACCAGGACGACGAAGACUGCCUGUCGCUGUCGGUGUUUACCAAGAAUACAACGGGAAACUAUUCGGUUAUGGUGUAUAUCCACGGUGGAUCGUUUUACUUGGGAGCAGCGGUUCAACACCCUCCGGACUAUCUGCUGGAACGGGAUGUGGUUCUGGUGGUGAUUCAGUAUCGGUUGGGACCGCUGGGUUUUCUGUCGACUUUGAGUGAUGUGAUCCCUGGAAACGCUGGUAUGCUGGACAUGAUCAUGGCGCUGGAGUGGGUUCAGGACCAUAUUGCGGACUUUGGUGGAAAUCCCGACAAGGUGACGGUGUUCGGACAGUCUGCCGGGGCAGGCGCCAUUUCGGCUUUGUUGUAUAGUCCACUGGUUUCGCAGAGGCUGUUCAACCAGGUCAUUCUUCAAUCCGGGGGAUCGUUGUCUACAUGGGCGGUGGAUCCGAAUCCAGUAACCAAUGCUAUCGACAUUGCCAAGUAUGCUGGAUGCAAUGAAAACUUGGCACUAGUCCAGAUAGAACAAUGCUUAUUGUCGGUAGAAACCACAAAGCUGAUCAAUGCCUUGCCGUUACACGCGGCCAACCAAUACGCAACGUAUGGAAUGGAAAACAUCGGAGGCUGUGGACUAGUGAUUGGUGGUCCGUCAGAAUUUCUGGUACGGAAGCCUAUGGAAUACGUCCAACGUGGUGAGGUACGUCGCGAUAUUCGGAUGAUGGGCGGAGUAACCAAGCAGGAUGGAUCAUUCAUAGUCAACAACAUCUAUGACGCGCUAGUGGCCUCAAAACUUAUCAACGACACCAAGUUUUUGCAGUAUGAUCUGCUGGAUAUGAUUAAUCGCUUUGCUGGCCUUGAUGAUGUCAGCGGGGCACUAGCAGCCUUCGAAAUAGAAUCUCUAUUUGACGCCGAUCAGCUAAAGAGUGGCAAUUUUACCCAGAUGGUCGAUGGAUUGAUUGAUGUUGCCGGUGCGAUUGUUAUCAAAGGCCCGUUGUUCAGAGAUAUCCAAACAAACGCACGGUAUAGUGAGAAGGAAACUUAUCUGUAUUCGUUCGAUUACGCUGGAGAGCACACCAGAUUCGGCUAUGGAGCAAAUACCUCUCACUACCCCUUCAAGGGUGGCAUCCAUCACUCAAACGACAACAUUUAUCUGUUUCCAUUCCCGGAUUUCGCCACCAACCUAAAUGCAGCCGAUACCAGAAUGUCCGAGAUCAUGGUUGACCUAUGGACUUCGUUUGCUAUCGAUGGCGUACCAAAGUCCUCGGGUGUACCCGAUUGGAAACCUGUUGACAGUGUCGUUGGGCCCUACAUGCACAUCAACUCUCCGGCGAUGAUGGGUCAAAACUUCUAUCGGGAAUUCUCGGCAACAGCCACCAAGACUAAGUCAAGUGCUUUCCGUGUCCAAGGGGGCUCGGUUAUCUCAGUGUUGCUCGUGUCCGUAGUGGUAGCUGUAGCGCAAUGGCACUAACCCAGCUAACGGAUGCUUAGAUUGUGAGAAAAGUCUGUUCUUAAACAGUUUUCAAUGUGCACUUCCACGUGGAUUCCAAUAUGCUUAUUUGUAUUACACUUUCAGAAACAUCCAGGUGGCGAUCUCGAAUCAAAUGCAUGGAACACUCGAACAAAAGCCACAUUCCAACUUGACCGAUCAACUAAUAUUGUGCCACAGAAACCAAUGAAAAUGAUUGUGAACGUGAUUGUACUUGAGUAGAGGAUAAGUUUAAAAUUUUAAAAGUGGGACUAACUGAACAAAUAUAUGUGCAUGUCGAUACAAACAA
Molecule: messenger RNA, 2154 nt
Organism: Aedes albopictus (Asian tiger mosquito)
Lineage: Eukaryota; Metazoa; Arthropoda; Insecta; Diptera; Culicidae
Product: glutactin-like
Exons: 4
Coding region: 78-1847 (589 amino acids)
Molecular function (GO): serine hydrolase activity
Source: RefSeq, a predicted model, not a curated record